Raphanus sativus (radish) is the source of this 1770-nucleotide messenger RNA. RefSeq lists its product as uncharacterized. The record is from RefSeq and is a predicted model, not a curated record. The coding region runs from base 361 to 1671 and encodes 436 amino acids. Lineage: Eukaryota; Viridiplantae; Streptophyta; Magnoliopsida; Brassicales; Brassicaceae. The transcript has 3 exons.
AUAUCACAAUUUUUUCUUUCGGUCUCAGAAUAUUUUUACUUACACAGGGGAACGAGAGAGAAAGAAAGAAAAGAAGAGAAAAAAGCUUCUCUCUUUGUUUGUGCUUCUGUGAAAACCCAAAAAUCGAAAUCUCAUCGUAAUCAUAUAUAAAGUCUCUGUCUUUCUCUACAAAAUUUAAAGUCUCUCUUGAUUCUACCAUUUCAUUAUUCUAACCAGAUUGGUAAAAAGUAUUUCCCUUUCUAAAAGGAUUUUGAAGGGUCCUCUAUAGCUUUCCUUGGGAUCUAUCAAAGUUUCUUGAAGAUAAUGCUUACAGGCUGAUUGAUCAAACCACCAUGGGGAAACAUCUCUGACUUUGCAAAAAUGGAUCCCCAAGCUUUUAUCCGUCUUUCAGUAGGCUCACUCGCUUUAAGAAGUCCCAAGCAUCUCCUCAACUCUGCUUCAACCUCCGAUGAGAAGAAGAACUCUUCUAAUUCCCAAUGCUCCUGCGAGAUAAAACUCAGAGGCUUUCCUGUUCAGACCACAUCCAUCCCUCUGAUGCCUUCCUUAGACGCAGCUCCUGACCACCACCACAGCGUCUCCACGAGCUUUUACCUCGAAGAGUCUGAUCUGAGAGCUCUCCUGACCCCUGGAUGCUUCUACAACCCUAACGCCCACUUGGAAGUUUCUGUUUUCGCCGGUAAAAAGAGUUCUUCUUCUCACUGCGGAGUUGGAGCUAAAAGACAGCAGAUCGGUGUGUUUAAGCUGGAGGUAGGUCCUGAAUGGGGAGAAGGAAAGCCAGUGAUUCUGUUCAAUGGCUGGAUAGGUAUUGGAAAGAACAAGCGAGACGGUGGUGCACAGCUUCAUCUGAGAGUGAAGCUUGAUCCUGAUCCUAGAUAUGUUUUCCAGUUCGAGGAUGUGACUACUUUGAGUCCUCAGAUAGUUCAGCUUCGUGGCUCUGUCAAGCAACCUAUCUUCAGCUGCAAGUUUAGCCGAGACAGGGUGUCACAGGUGGAUCCGUUGAACGGAUACUGGUCAAGUUCAGGGGAUGGAACCGAGCUUGGAAGCGAGAGACGUGAGAGAAAAGGCUGGAAAGUGAAGAUACACGAUCUCUCCGGCUCUGCGGUUGCUGCAGCUUUCAUAACAACUCCUUUCGUCCCAUCCACUGGCUGUGAUUGGGUUGCAAAGUCCAACCCCGGCGCUUGGCACGUGGUCAGGCCCGACCCGUGCCGCCCGAACAGCUGGCAGCCGUGGGGAAAGCUCGAAGCUUGGCGGGAACGCGGGAUCAGAGACUCUGUCUGCUGCAGGUUCCACGUCCUUUCCAACGGUCAAGAAGUAGGAGAUGUUUUGAUGUCAGAGAUCCUCAUCAGCGCCGAGAAAGGCGGGGAGUUUUUGAUCGACACUGAUAAGCAGAUGCUGACGGUUGCAGCUACGCCGAUCCCGAGCCCGCAGAGCAGCGGAGACUACUCGGGUUUGGGACAGUGCGUCUCCGGAGGCGGGUUUGUGAUGAGCUCGAGAGUGCAAGGGGAAGGGAAAAGCAGCAAGCCGGUUGUGCAGCUGGCUAUGAGGCAUGUGACUUGUGUGGAAGAUGCAGCUAUUUUCAUGGCGCUUGCUGCUGCUGUUGAUCUUAGCAUCUUGGCUUGUAAACCUUUCAGGAGAACUAGCCGGAGAAGGUUCCGCCAUUACUCAUGGUGAUCCAAAUGAAAACUCUUAUGUGUACAGUUUUUGAAUUGAACCCAAUCAAGGCAUUGUAUUAGGAAGAAACUGGUUUUAUGAUUAAUAAGUUUUAACUCA